AUGCAACGUGCAUUUAGCAAAACACGCGAUUUAUCUCAUCUCAAGUACGCUCCCCAGACAUUGGACGACUAGGAGAUGCUUCAGUAGAACCAGCCAAUAGCUUCACCGGGAGGUGAGCUAAGGAGAGAGGAGCUGAUACAGCAUAAAUAAAUUGCCGGUGAAAUGGAAAAUAAGACUCCAGCCCAUAAAUAAUCUCUAGAUGAUUCUCAUUCUGACCAAUAUUCUCCACCCAAGAAGCUAAAAGAUCAAGAUCCUAGCGAGGACAAAGCUCAAACCUCGAUCGGGAAACGAAUUUACCGCAACUAGAGCAAGUUCAAUAGCAGUGUUGGGAAUAAUCCAGCAAUUAAUAGCAGUGGGUAUAGAGAUGACCCACUUACUAUGACCCCCUUCUCUCAAGAUAAUAUUCCCGGGAUGAUGUAGGAUUCAAAGCCUUUCCGCAAUGAUGAGAAAUUAAGGAAACUAGUUGAUACCUACGGGGCUAAAAACUGGAAAAGAAUCGCUUCUUUUUUCGAAAGCAGGACUGAUGUCUAGUGCCUGCAUAGAUGGCAGAAGGUUCUUAAUCCAGCAAUGAUUAAGGGCCCUUGGACUGAGGAUGAAGACCAAACACUAAUUAAUAUGGUACAAUAGCAUGGCGCUCAGAAUUGGAGCUAAAUAGCUACUGCCCUUCCUGGGAGGAUCGGCAAGCAAUGCAGAGAGAGAUGGCAUAAUCAUUUGAAUCCUGAUAUAAAAAAGAACAAAUGGACUGAAGAGGAAGAUUUUCUCAUAAUAGAAGCUCACAAGAAAUUAGGAAACAGAUGGUCUGAGAUUGCUAAACUAUUGCCUGGAAGAACAGACAACCACAUUAAGAAUCACUUUAAUUCUACUCUAAAGAGGAAGCUGAAACUCAUGGAGCAUUAGCAGAACAGGUCACAGUAUAUGAUCAACAGUGAAGCAAGAGCUAAGCUCAAUCAGCAAAUCAUGCCCUCGUCAUAUGACCCAGAAAGUUCAGUUAACUGUCUUAGGAAAGAUUUGUCUAGUGCCUUUGAAGAAUGCUAUAUUGGUGUAUCUUAGGUAAAUGGAAGGUUCUAGUUCUAAGAAAACGAUAUUGCAAUAGCCCAGUCAAAUAACUACUAAGAGUAUAUGAUGAGUGGAAAACAGCAGUCACCUACUUUUGGCCAAAAGCGUUAAAGUAAUGACGACUUUGUUUAGCAUACUAUGUACACCACUCCUAAAAAGGAGUCUCAUUGCAGUACUGAACUCUACAAUUCUGAUAAUAAGAGACCUUCUCCCGAGAGUCUCUUUACACCUUUAAGAAUUCCUGGAACUACAAAGUUUGACUCUUUCUAAACAAAGAAACUAUUACUCUUAGAUACGUCAAACUUGAAUGUUUUAAUGAAAUCUGAGAACAAAAUCUCAAAGGAUUAGGAAAUUCUAAUAAAUCAAGAAAAGUCAAGAAAGGAUUCUAAAGAUUCAAUUCAAAUCAAGGAAGAUGAGGAUGCCAAUUUUAUUGAGAGUAAUCCCCAAGAAUCUAAGAAAAUCCAAGGAUAGCCUAUCUAUGAAAGCAACAUCGAUGGUCAGUCUGAUUCAGACAACCUUGAGGAAGAUAUGGAGAGUUUGAAGGAACAUCCUCAAAAGAGGCAAAAAGUAAUGAGUACUGGUAAUUUAGAGUAAUUAAAUUGA
Stylonychia lemnae is the source of this 1659-nucleotide messenger RNA. NCBI's taxonomy places the organism in Eukaryota, Ciliophora, Spirotrichea, Sporadotrichida, Oxytrichidae. The record is from the annotation of a GenBank genome assembly.